This is a messenger RNA of Orussus abietinus, 3806 nucleotides long. RefSeq lists its product as uncharacterized. The record is from RefSeq and is a predicted model, not a curated record. Gene Ontology annotation, molecular function: protein binding. NCBI's taxonomy places the organism in Eukaryota, Metazoa, Arthropoda, Insecta, Hymenoptera, Orussidae.
AAUCGCCGAGGCGUUAUGUGGAGGGCGAGGUGACGAUCCAUUAUCGUUCGCCAGUGCGUACGGAGACGAAGGAGCCAUUGAGCGAAGAGGAACUUGCACGCAGAAGUGCGGAGAACAUGCGUCGCGUGUACCAGGAGGAGCGUCGACGGAAGUAUCUUCAGGAACUCCACGACAUCGACUCGCGACGACACACGGACAACUUUAUACCGUCACAGAAGUCACCGAUACCCCUAAAUCGCUACGACGACUUCGUCGACGACCUCAGCCACAGGAGCAGGUCGCAGGACCAGACCCCAGAGCCAAGAUUGGUCGCCAGGGCUCUGUACAAUUUCGUGGGACAAUCUCCAAGGGAACUGACCUUCCGCCGUGGGGACAUCAUCUUCGUCAGACGUCAGGUCGACAAGAACUGGUACGAGGGGGAACACAACGCCAUGGUCGGACUUUUCCCGUUCAACUACGUCGAGAUUCUACCUUACGAUGGCGCGAGGACCACCCCGAAGAAGCCCUACGAGGGUCAGGCACGAGCAAAGUUCAACUUCGUCGCGCAAACCAAUCUCGAGUUGUCCCUAGCUAAAGGGGAGCUGGUGGUCCUGACGAGAAGGGUCGACGAGAAUUGGUACGAGGGUCGUAUCGGGGGCAGGAAAGGGAUCUUCCCCGUGUCCUACGUCGACGUCCUGGCGGAGCCAGGACACAGGCCAGAAACCCCCGUUCAGAGCAAACCCGUCGCCUCUCCGGCUGCGCACAGUCUCCUGUCCAAUGGGACUGCUGGUGGGAAGCUGAGCAUGGGGCCUCACCAUUACACCCCAACGAUACCGGUUAACACAACCCAGCAACACUAUAAUUCACUGCCACGCAUGGGAGGAAACAAGUUGCACGUAGCACCGAUGAACGAGACCCUGCACAUCGACACUCACUCCGAGCCAAUACCAUACCGCGCGCUUUACAACUACAGACCGCAGAACGAGGACGAGCUGGAGCUGAGGGAAGGAGACACCGUCUACGUCAUGGAGAAGUGCGACGACGGCUGGUACGUCGGUUCCAGUCAGCGUACAGGAUACUUCGGCACCUUCCCCGGGAACUACGUCGAGCGAUUGUGAGGAAUGGCCAAAUCGAGAGACCGACAGGUGCGAGCACCUAGGUCUCUCAGCGAGCGCUGCUUCCCUCGAAGAAAGUCUUAAUCCGAAGCGCACCAGAGCCCGAAAAACCCCCAAAAGUGGUGGGCCUGGAAGAGUAAAGUGUAAUUUAAGUAUAAUUAUGACGAAGGGACGAGAUCGGUUGCACCAGGAUUUUUUCAUGAAUUUUUUAGCGCGAAAGAAGCGUCCCCGAAUACCGACGGGUCCUAUCUAAACACUGGAAUUAUUGGUCAUUUUCUAAAUACGUGGAAGGACGUACUUCAGGCUGAUAUUGAACGCUAACUGCCAUUAUCCAGUAAAUCCUGAAACUUGGAAUUUGUAAUUUUCACAUAUUUAUAGUCCGACAGUCGAACUUUAAGGGAAGUCCCUGCGUAGUGUAGCUGCGAAUCUCGGAAGACGAGGGUGAAGUUACGUACUGACUUCCCGUUACUGUAAUUGCAGUUAUAUUACAUUUUACUACUUGUAAUUGAAUGGAAGGAGUAGUUACGUCCAGGGGCGUAGAAACUGGGCAUUUGCACACUCAUUGCCGAGCUCUGGGCGAGGCUCAGCUGGUCUUAGUGCUCGUUAAAAAUAUUUGUACAAAAAUCUCCUGACCCGAUACACCGUUUCUGCGCUUCUGAGAUCCUCCGAGACGUCGAACUGGAGAUGGAAUUUUAUCGAGGGAACCUAGACAGAGAUUGAUAAGAGUGAUAAGGGGUCUCCUUUGAUCGCCUCCACGUCGAGACGUACCACCGACCUUAGAGUAUCCGACUAUCACGCGAGCACCCUGACAGCCGGUGGAUGGAUAUUAACGAACGGCUUGGAAUCAAUGUCGCAUCAACCAAAAAUAGAUCUAAUGAUAAGGACGCUAGGUUAACCUGUAAGUAGUGUAUGAUAACAGUUAGUUAUUUAUUGCUAUACGGAGUACUGACGACGCGAGCGUUGUCGCCGGUUCCAGCGGUCGUAGGUCCUACAAGAGCUGCGCUUCCACUUUCGAAACGGGAAAAGAUUUUUCUACAUUUAUCCGGAACCACUAAAUCUGAUUUACAGUCCAUGACCAUUAUCAGAAGAUCUUGAGAAAAUUUAAUAGCGACAUUUUAAGGGCAUGGUUCAAUUUUUACGAGUUUUACGAGAAGGACGCGUACCUAAGCAUGCGGUAAGAAGACCUUAUUGCGAGGGAGGAUUUUUUUAAUGGUCGAUGUCGAUGACUUAUGAUUGUUCAGUCCUCGAGGUAGAAACUUCAGGAACCGAGAAACUCCGUCUUUGUUAAAAAUUAAAGAGCCGAAGUUACCCAAUGAUUUUAUGAGGUGGCCACUCGUGGCCGCUUGUCCGCGAGCCGGGACCGCUGUUAUGAUUGAAAGUUUGCCUUCCCAAAUUCAUAUUUUUGUAAACAUUAUUUAUACGUAGGCCUAUGUAUGUAUAUAUACACAGAUAGAUAUAUAUAUAUAUUAUACAUAUAUAUACACGCGAACUAUACGUAGACCUAACGCGUCGCGUAUUUGAAGGCAUGCAUGAGAAGUCUUCGACGCAAGAGCUCACGCAGAAGUACGCCGCGACACUUUCUGAAUCGCGCCUCGACGUAUUUCCUUGAAAAAAAAAAAAAUAUAUGGGAUCCUUACAUCGUAAAUUGAACCUCCAAAAUCCAGGAUAGAAGCCAUACUUACCGAUAAAUAAUCGCUUAUCAAUAAUAUCUGUAACUCAAAAAUGUAUAGAAGCGCGUGUUAGAGACGCCGCAUUUUCUGAAUAAGACCGGCAAACGGCAAAUGCAUAAUUGAAUGUUAACUUAGGAAUGAACAUUUUGACUACCAAUUUACCUUGGAAGGGUUCCAGACAUCGCGCGCGAUCACGAGGAAAUUAAUUGCCCAGCGUGUUCACGGCUACUCAGUUCAAAAUCAGACAAUACUAAAGUUUAAUGUCGACUAGAGGGGAGCGAGUACAGAGGCAUCGAAGCUAAUACUCGAAACGAUUUCUCGUCCCUCGCGAGACUUUCUGGCGACGUGGACUUUUUCUCCGGUCAUUCGAUAGUUGAAGCUUAUAGUUGGUAGCUGGUUUCUCUUCUGGGUUGCAGCCCGCAACCCAGCGGGGAGACACGAGUACACCAAGUACAGAGGAGACACUUACUCGCUCGCGUCAUAUGCAUAUACCGUAUACAUAUCUCGAGGAUAUCACACAACCGCGCGCAGGAUGUACGUUGACGCGUGGUCAACUUAUAUGAAUAUACACACAGGAGGUACCAAAAAAUAAAUAUUAUAGAACUAUAAAUCGAGAGGGAAAGAUGAAGAUAUAUGUACGUGUUAAGGUCGAGAUGCCGGAAGAAGAGAUUUUAAGCGACCCGGCUGGGGCUUUAGAUUUUUUAUUCCUACUCCCUCGAGGAUGACGGAUCGAGAUUAAAAUGUAUACGUAUUAUUUCUGACAUCCUGGGAAUGGAGUAUGAAUUUUAAGGUGAAGUUUCGGUGGCGUCUCGCCAUUUUCGAGGAGUUUGUCCAGGAUGAUGGGGACUCUCGUCCACGGGCGCCGUAAAGAAAUCACGUUAACGCGUAACACGGAUGUGCUCGAAACAAUUUUGUCCGCUGCACUACCAGUACUCCGCGUCGUGUUACUUCGAUCUACUUGUAUUGCGUUAAUUUAGCACUAACGAUGUCACUAUGCAUUGUACACUUCGGAUACAAAUAAAACCUAGUCUAUUACUGCUCG